AUGUGUACUAGUACAAAAGCGUGCCAAAGGCUCUUGGAUUUCUUUCAGGGAAUGAUUAUACCAGAUCCCAGUACUGCUGCGAUAUACUCCUACUGCAAACUCACACUUCAUCUCUCAUUGAUUUCUUUUACUCCAUUGCUUAUCAAUACAGCCCCUCCAAACACAGAUUCUCCAAGUGGGCGUCUUUCUGGUGUUGAGGCUCCUGCAGCCAAAGCCUUAUUAAAAGAGCAGCGCAAGGCUAAACAAUCCACGGUUGAUCCCAGCCGGACGACACAAGUUACCUCAACAACCACAUCUAGCUUUGAUAUGUUCGCUGAUGAGGUAGAGCUAGGGCAGCAUGUGGCACCGGGAACGAUGGCUCUAGGUGCAAUGGCCUCGGAGAACCACUCGUUGGCCGAUAACUGGGAUGAUGCCGAAGGCUAUUAUCGCGUUCGCAUAGGCGAAGUUCUGGACAAACGUUACGCGGUUUACGGAUACACUGGUCACGGAAUGUUUUCCAAUGUAGUGCGAGCUCGGGAUAGCGCCCGUGGUAAUUUGGAGGUGGCGAUUAAGAUUAUACGGAAUAAUGAAGUCAUGCACAAAUCAGGUUUAAAGGAGUUAGAGGUGCUGAAAAAGCUGAACGAUGCUGACCCACAAGAUCGAUAUCAUUGUCUGCGACUGUAUCGGCAUUUCUUCCACAAAAACCAUCUAUGUAUGGUUUUCGAGUCAAUGAGCUUGAACCUACGUGAGGUGCUGAAAAAGUACGGUCGCAACAUUGGUCUGCACAUUGCUGCGGUGCGAUCGUAUACACAACAAAUCCUAUUGGCCUUGAAAUUGAUGCGCAAAUGCGGUAUCCUGCAUGCCGAUAUCAAACCGGACAAUAUUCUAGUCAAUGAGAGCAAAAUUUUGCUCAAGCUAUCUGAUUUCGGCUCGGCCUCAAACAUACAAGAUAACGAAAUCACUCCGUACUUGGUCUCACGAUUUUAUCGGGCUCCAGAAAUCAUACUGGGUAUUCCGUACGACUACAAUUUGGAUCUGUGGUCCGCUGCCGUCACCCUGUUCGAACUUCAUACCGGUCGCAUUCUUUUCCCGGGCAAAACAAACAAUGAGAUGCUCCGAUUAAUGNCACAGCAUUUUGAUGAACAAUGCAACUUCCUCUAUCACGAGGUGGAUAAAGUGACUCAAAAGGUGAGUCAUUUAGUGAUUUAA
Messenger RNA from Echinostoma caproni, 1188 nucleotides. NCBI's taxonomy places the organism in Eukaryota, Metazoa, Platyhelminthes, Trematoda, Plagiorchiida, Echinostomatidae. The record is from the annotation of a GenBank genome assembly.